CCGGAUGCUGGCCCCAUUCGACGACGUGGCCCAUCAUCCUAUCCAGAAGCCCCAGGCUCGAGCUCGAUUCUAAAAUCUUCUCUUUUCCCCAUCAUUCUCUUCUCAAUUUGUAAUUUGGAGCAUUUGAGGUUUGGUCUCUCUUUCAUAUCGUUCUAUUUAGGUUUCAUCAAUUGAGUAUUCAUUUUGUUCUCAUCGGAUUAGCAAAACUUUGCCCUGUUUACUGUAAAAAUCUUUUAAAGUUUCAUGUAAUUUUGUUUUCGUGAAUGAAUUAUUCGUACAUAACAAAUAAUAUUGUUAUUCAAGAAUUAAUAGCAGAUUAGGGUUCAGUCGUUCAAUCACAAGAAUGCAUGUCCUUUUCUUGUCAGCUAAAGAGAUCAAUUAGAUCCUUGUACGUAAUUUUUUCUUCUUGCAAAUGAUGAUCACUUCAGGGUAGAAAUUUUCUGUAAUUUGAUAUAUUGUUAUUUCACCCAAUGUGGGAGGAUUUACUUCCUUCAUGGAACAUAAAAAAGUAUGUACCCUUAAAAGGGAAGUGGUGCAUAUGGGCCACAGCCAUAUUCUGGACAGCAGACAUUUGGUUAAAUUGUAAGCAUAUACAUCUUCUAUGAUUUUUGUUUUCUUCAGGUUUGUGCUUUCUCAAAUCCAUCUGAUUUUUUAAAUUGAAAUGCAGUGGUGUUUGAAGCAAUGAGCUGGUGAUGCGGGAGCUCAGCAUGCUGUGGCAUCUCGGCAGUCGAUGAUGUGUGCUACACAAGAAGCGGACCUUAGUGGAUAUAGAGCUCAUUCUGCACAGGGGACUCAGUACGGCGGGCCUUAUGCUGGUGUUUAUGGCCCCACAGCUUUAAGCAGCGCCUAUCAGGUCGGAGUUGGAGGUAAGGAGGCUGCUUCAUCUGGCCUCCAGGGUCGAUAUCCUUCAGCCUUACAGGACUUGUCAAAGCUCUCAUCUGCAGCUGUAGGCUCCAACUUCGGAAUGAACACUGAUGAUUAAGCGUCAGCAUCAGGUCAUGGCUAUCUUCAGAAAAGUGAUCCCUUUUCUGAAGUAAAGAGUUCUGAUUAUUCUUCUUUAGAGAGGAGACAAUAUGGUGAUCAAGCUGCUUAUAUGGGGAGGGGAUCACGAAAUGAUCCAGCUAGGCGAUAUGCAGAUUCUGUUUCUACUAGCCAGCAACAUCAGCCUGAGAUGCAUGACCACAUGGACCAGAAAAUUUUUUACGAGGCAUCACUACUUCGACAGCAACAGAUAUUGAAGGCUCAGUCAUUGCAGUCUGGUUCUGAUAUGAGAUGUGUUUCUCUCAAGGCAUUUUAUCUUCCAUUCUAUGGGGAGCUACAAGGAGAAAUGGCGAUGACCAGUAUGGCGUGGGUUUGCACCCUGGCCAGGAAAAUAGUACAGGGAAAGGCCUUUAUGGUCAAUCACUUGAAUUUGAAUAUCAAGAAAUGUCACGUGUCCAUCCUAGUCUGGGUAUCUCAAUUGCUGAUGAGAGGAGGAACGAUAAAAGUGCUUACCGUCGAGAACUUGAAAGGGAUGAGGAGCGCUGCAGGGUUAAUACGUGAGAAAGAGAGAGAACGAGAAAGAGAACAUCAACGUGCAUCAAAUGAUAGGCGAGAGCGGUCUCUAUCACGAUCUACGAGAGAUCAUCGGGGCCCUUCUUUGUUAAAGGAUGAGAGAACUUUCGUAAUGCCUUGCCAUAUCGGGCCUCACCUUGCCAGAUUUCACCUCAUCAAGCUUCCCCACGUUGAGAGACUGUAUAUAGGCAUCAUUCACCUGUUAAAGAAAAGAAGAAAGAAUAUAUAUGCAAGGUUUACCCAUUUUGUUUGGUCGAUGUAGAGAGGGAUUAUUUAUCUUUAAAUAAGCGAUAUCCCAGGCUAUGUGUACGCCAUGAAUGUACAAAGGUUGUUGUGCACCAGCCAAAGCAGAGUUUCCAUCUUUCUCUUCAUACUACUGUCAGUUAAUUGAAAUUGGCAGUUAACUCUCUGGGCCAUGUGUUUUUAAUCGAGAUUUUGUUGACGACUGAGGUUAUUUUCCUCACUUUUUGAUCAGCUUGGUACACAAGUACGUAGAACUAGAGAACAAAGAUGAAAAGGUAUUAGGUUCAGCAAGUGAGCUAUCAAGAAUGAAGCAGGAAAAUACUGUUUGGAACGCAAAGGUGAUUUUGAUGAGUGGGAUGAGCACACUGAUGCUUCGAAUGAAUUGUGUUCAUACAAAAGUUCUGAUGAGAGGAUUAUCCACUUCAACAACAUCUUCAGAUUUGCUAUCCUCAAGAAGGACCGUUCUUUUAUGGCUAUCAACAGUCCAUGGAAUGCCGCAAUAGGUGGUGGAGAUCCAUCAGUUGAAGACUAUUCUCUGAUUCAUACAGCACCCAGGUGUUCGCUUCUGUUCUACUAUAAUGCGGAAGUAUGAUAUUUGUAUAGAUCAGUUGGAAUGCAUGUCCAAUGAACUGAGAGUACCCCUUCUUCUGAUGACAGAUAUCUUAGAGAUAUUAUCCAACUUGAUUUGCAUAAUUGCCAGCAUUGGAAUUGUUUCCUUGAGG
This is a messenger RNA of Asparagus officinalis (garden asparagus), 2519 nucleotides long. RefSeq lists its product as uncharacterized. The coding region runs from base 1094 to 1816 and encodes 240 amino acids. Gene Ontology annotation, cellular component: nucleus. The transcript is spliced from 9 exons. Gene Ontology annotation, biological process: regulation of DNA-templated transcription. Lineage: Eukaryota; Viridiplantae; Streptophyta; Magnoliopsida; Asparagales; Asparagaceae. The record is from RefSeq and is a predicted model, not a curated record.